AUGUACUCAUACGCCGAGUAUAUGGCCGAGAGUGAAGAGAUUCAAGUCCAUUUCGAAGGAAACAAUCGUCCUCCUUAUAUGAUGAUGUACAAUAACCUCGCAGAGAUCUGCGCGGAACAAUAUAGAAUUAUCGAUCAGUCCCUUGAUGCCAUCACGCUAGCUUCAGUCAUUAAUCAUAUGCCUAAGUUAAAGGCUAUUGAUAUAACUUUCAGAUCUCCUGCACCGCAAUGGUUACGGCCGCUUCUAUACCGUGGAUUGAUACUCGACAAUGAAGGGUCUUUCCGGUAUCAUCUAAAGACUAUACUACCUGCUCUAAACGCCUUGGGGGGACACACUUUGAAAUUCAGAAAUCUUCAGCUACCAAAAUCAUUCUUAAGGCGCUAUCCACACUUUGAACAUAUCUCCAAGUCGAUCCCCCAUGUCAUCCGAAUCAGUGACGCUAUUCGCUAUGAGCGAGCUGAUAUGGUAUCCAGUGAUAAUUGGAUUUGCCGAUCCGCAUUCGGAAUGUUCCUUGCGUAUCAUACAGGCUCCUCAACACCCCUCCCUGUGGGUGCUAUAUUGCACCCAUCAACCGACAACGGCGAACGGGGUUGUGCAUUUCAGAUGUGGGAACCUGGUUGGUGCGUACGUGUUCAGAGACGGGCGUCACAAUGA
This is a messenger RNA of Talaromyces stipitatus ATCC 10500, 654 nucleotides long. RefSeq lists its product as uncharacterized. The coding region runs from base 1 to 654 and encodes 217 amino acids. The transcript is spliced from 2 exons. Lineage: Eukaryota; Fungi; Ascomycota; Eurotiomycetes; Eurotiales; Trichocomaceae. The record is from RefSeq and is a predicted model, not a curated record.